Messenger RNA from Dovyalis caffra, 1734 nucleotides. The record is from the annotation of a GenBank genome assembly. NCBI's taxonomy places the organism in Eukaryota, Viridiplantae, Streptophyta, Magnoliopsida, Malpighiales, Salicaceae.
AUGGCAGACCCAAAUUCCCAAACUACCCCACAAGCCCUCAUCGACGGCAACACCCUCGCCGCCAAAUCUCUCGCCGCCUACGGCAUAACCCACAUGUUUGGCGUCGUAGGUAUUCCAGUUACCUCCUUUGCCAACCGUGCCGUGGCCUCCGGCGUUCGUUUCAUCGCCUUUCACAACGAGCAAUCCGCUGGCUACGCUGCCUCCGCCUAUGGGUACCUCACCGGCCGGCCUGGUAUUCUCCUAACAGUCUCUGGGCCGGGUUGCGUUCAUGGGCUUGCUGGUUUGUCUAAUGCCAUGAUUAAUACAUGGCCUAUGGUGAUGAUUUCGGGUUCUUGCGAUCAAAACGAUGUCGGUAGAGGCGAUUUUCAAGAACUUAAUCAAAUUGAAGCAGCGAAACCAUUUUCGAAAUAUUCAGUUAAAGCUAAAGAUAUUAAAGAAAUACCAAAAUGUUUUUUUGAAGCGCUUGAUUCUGCUGUUUCGGGCCGGCCUGGUGGGUGUUAUUUAGAUCUUCCAACUGAUGUUUUACAUCAGACAGUAUCGGAAUCUGAGGCAAAUAGUUUGAUAAAAUCUGCUGCCGAUGCUUUAGAAAUUGAAAAGGGUUUGAAAAAGACUAGUACUGCAAGUGUGGAAGUUGAAAGGGCAGUAGAUUUACUUAGAAAUGCUGAAAGGCCAUUGGUUGUGUUUGGAAAAGGCGCGGCUUAUGCCCGUGCGGAGAAUGAGUUGAAGAAAUUAUUGGAAAGUACCGGGAUUCCAUUUUUGCCGACACCGAUGGGAAAAGGGUUGUUGCCUGAUACACAUGAGCUUGCUGCAAGUGCAGCGAGGUCACUUGCUAUUGGGAAAUGUGAUGUUGCGCUUGUGGUUGGCGCAAGGCUUAAUUGGUUGUUGCACUUCGGGGAACCGCCGAAGUGGUCUAAGGAUGUGAGGUUUAUUUUGGUUGAUGUUAGUGACGAGGAGAUUGAGUUAAGGAAGCCACAUUUGGGGUUAGUCGGAGAUGCGAAAAAAGUGUUGGAAUUAGUUAAUAAGGAGAUUAAGGAGGAGCCUUUUUGUUUGGGGAAGAAUCAUCCGUGGGUAGAGGCAAUUUCAGAGAAGGCUAAGGAGAAUGUGUCAAGAAUGGAGGCGCAGUUGGCUAAGGAUGUUGUGCCGUUUAAUUUUAUGACGCCAAUGAGGAUUAUUAGAGAUGCGAUUUUAGCAGUGGGGAGUCCUGCUCCGGUAUUGGUUUCAGAGGGGGCGAAUACAAUGGAUGUUGGCAGAGCUGUUUUGGUUCAGACUGAGCCAAGGACUAGGUUGGAUGCUGGAACUUGGGGUACUAUGGGUGUUGGUUUGGGCUAUUGCAUCGCUGCUGCAGUUGCUGAGCCUCAUCGGCUUGUGGUUGCAGUUGAGGGUGACUCUGGAUUUGGGUUCAGUGCCAUGGAAGUUGAGACAUUGGUUCGUUACCAGCUGCCUGUGGUGGUGAUAGUUUUUAACAAUGGUGGUGUUUAUGGUGGUGAUCGGAGGAACCCUGAAGAAAUUACAGGGCCUUUCAAAGAUGAUCCAGCACCCACUUCUUUUGUUCCUGGCGCUGCUUAUCAUGUCUUAAUUGAAGCUUUUGGGGGAAAGGGUUAUCUUGUUGGGACACCUGAUGAACUCAAGUCUGCCCUUAAUGAAUCCUUCACUGCUAAAAAGCCAGCUGUAAUAAAUGUCACCAUUGACCCUUAUGCUGGUGCAGAAAGUGGUAGGAUGCAGCACAAAAACUGA